Amaranthus tricolor (Joseph's coat) is the source of this 959-nucleotide messenger RNA. Its product is annotated as protein ELF4-LIKE 4-like. The record is from RefSeq and is a predicted model, not a curated record. Lineage: Eukaryota; Viridiplantae; Streptophyta; Magnoliopsida; Caryophyllales; Amaranthaceae. The transcript has 2 exons. Gene Ontology annotation, biological process: positive regulation of circadian rhythm; entrainment of circadian clock. The coding region runs from base 292 to 621 and encodes 109 amino acids.
AAGGGAGAAAUAUCGGCAUCUUUAGACAACACCGUCCGAGACUAUAAAUCUUCAUGUUCUCUUUCUCAUUCUUGUUUCGCUCUCAACUAAAUCAUAAUUAUUACUAAAUAUAGGGUUGUUUUUCUUUUUUCCGGUAGAUACCUUUCAAUCAUCGAUCUUUCACUCCUCCUCAGGAAUCCCGCGUCUGUCUCUCAUUCAAUCGGUGUCUUCUUUAGAUAAUGAUCCGGAUUUUCAAGAAAGUUUGGUGAAGGUCAAGUGGGUUUUGUUGUGGUAAUUGAAAGUUGUAUCUAAAUGGAAGGAGACCCAUUUUCAGGAUUUGGUAUUGGUACACAAAUAGACAACAAGGUAAUACAGACAUUUCAGAGGAGUUUUGUUCAAGUGCAGAGUAUAUUGGACCAAAACAGAUUGCUUAUCAAUGAGAUCAACAAAAACCAUGAAACUAGACUUCCUGAUAACCUUUCUAGGAAUGCAGGCUUAAUAAGGGAGCUUAAUAAUAAUAUUAGAAGGGUUGUUGACCUUUAUUCUGAUUUGUCAUGUUCCUUAGUUACAUCCAUGGAUGCUUCAUCUGAAGGUGAUUCUAAUGGUGCCAAACUUCCCCACAAGCGAAAUCGCCCCGGUUAGAAUUUGCUCCUAGGCAAUCGUUUGUCUUUUUUGAGCUGAAAGAAAUGCAUCAGAGUAUCUGUCAUUCUCGAGUUAAGAGUCUCAUUUGUUGCUAACUAAUUAUUUGUUUGGCAAGGGUAUGAUCUGUCGUCGUCCGAUCCUCUGCAUAUCCUGAUAUUUCGGAUAUGAUGACUAUGACGACUCUUGUAUCUGCCGCUUCUUUUUGAUCCUCUCCUUGGAAAAAAUACUUUGUUUUCUUCAUUGUCUUUAUGGUUUUGUAGCCUCAUUGUAAACCACUUAAGUGGAUUUGAAAAUCAAGCAUGGUUCUUUCCUCUAAUCUUUUAAGAUUGUUUAUUAUU